Messenger RNA from Pipistrellus nathusii (Nathusius's pipistrelle), 2124 nucleotides. The record is from the annotation of a GenBank genome assembly. Lineage: Eukaryota; Metazoa; Chordata; Mammalia; Chiroptera; Vespertilionidae.
AUGCAAAGUGGACAGCACUUACUGUGGAGGAAGAUGCAGUCAGAAGAUGACGAGGAGGAGGAGGAUGUGAAACCCUUAAAUAUGUCUGGAAGGCGUUCUGCCCCUGGAGAUGAUAGCAAGGUUCUGCAGAAAAAAGUAAAACUUGCUGCUGCUAAAGAUAUUGAGGACGACGAUGAUGAGGAGGAGGAUGAUGAAGAGUACCGCAAGCAUGUCAAACUCGAGGCCUGUGGGCCAUAUGCAGCCCACAACGAAUAUUUUUGUGGCCCAGCCAAUGCAACGCCCUUUGUAUUUAGCAUGUCUCUAUCGAAAUCAAGUAGUAGCAAAAAUAAACGAAAAAUUGCUGAUGAACAUCGAAAUUUCCAAGAAAAGUGGGAAUUGGAGUAUUUUUGCUGUGAAGUAAAAAAUAAAAUAAUCUGCUUGAUAUGUAAUAAUGCUAUUAGUGUACCAAAGUUAUACAACAUUAAUCGUCACUAUGAACAACAUAAAUCAAAAUAUGAUCAUUACGAGGGAUUAAUGAGACAAGAAAAGUUGAAAGAGCUCAAGUUGGGACUGAAUAAACAACAGUUCAUGGUCACUAAAGUAUCUCAAGAAAGUGAAGCAGCGGUGCAUGCAAGCUACGUCUUGUCCGAGUUGAUAGCUAAACACUCGAAACCUUUUACUGAAGGUGGUUUCAUCAAGGAAUGUCUAAUUAAAGCUGCAGAAAUUAUUUGUCCUGGAAAUGUGAAGUCUUUUCAAAGAAUCUCUUUGUCUCGAAAUACAGUUGCAGAAAGAGUUACUGAUUUGGCCGACAAUUUAAGUAUUCAGAUCAAAGAAAAAUCAUCUAGUUUUGAAGCUUUCUCCAUUGCCUGUGAUGAGAGUACCGAUAUUGGAGGCGUUGCUCAGUUAGCUGUGUUUCUUCGCGCUUGUGACACAGAUUUCAACAUUUUUGAGGAAUUGUUGGAACUGGUACCGAUGCAUAACACUAGUACAGGACAAGAUAUAUUUAACUGUGUUUUUAAGCUUCUGCAAAAAUACAAUCUACCUCUCUCAAAAUUAACUUCUGUAGCUACAGAUGGAGCUCCUUCAAUGACCGGAAACAAUGGUUUUGUGGAAUUACUGCAAAAAAAACAAAGUGAAAUUUAUGACGGAUCCAAGAUUCAUCAUACACAUUGCAUUAUACAUCAAGAAGUAUUGUGUGCGAAAGUAAUAAACAUGGAAAAUGUGUUGACAUCUAUCAAAAAAAUUAUCAAUUUCCUAAAAUCUCGAAGUUUAAAUCAGCGACAGUUCUCUGCUUUCUUAAGUGAAUUGGACAGUGAAUAUUCCAGCUUGUCCUACUAUACUGAGGUACGUUGGCUAUCCUGUUCUAAGGUUCUUAAACAAUUCUGGGACUUGAAAGAAGAAAUAUGUCAGUUCUUAAUAACUAAAAAUCAAGACACAAGCCUGUUUUUUGACACAACAUGGUUGCAGGAUUUAUCCUUCAUGGUUGAUAUAACAAAACACUUAUAUGAUUUAAACUUAAAACUGCAAGAGAGAGAUCAGAUUAUUACAAACAUGUGUGACCAAGUCAAAGCAUUCAAAUGUAAGCUAGUUCUUUGGGAAAAGCAGUUGAAAAAUGAAGAUUUAACACAUUUUCCAACAUGCAACAUGAACAAAUCAAGUUUAGGUGAAUCUGCAUCGUAUCAAAAAUACGCAGAAAAAAUUUUAAGCCUUAGAACUGAAUUUGAAACAAGGUUUGCAGAUUUUAAAUUUUUAGAGGACAAGUUUUCUUUGUUUUCUUCGAUUUUUUCAAUAAAUAUAGACUUAGUACCUAGUGAAAUGCAAAUGGAGGUAAUUGAGAUCCAGUGCGAUUCAAAUUUGAAGGCAAAAUUCAGUGAAGUUGGCGUGCCUGAGUUUUACAAAUAUUUACCUGCCAGGUUUGAAAAUACUCGAAAAUUUGCGUAUGAGAUUAUUUCCAUGUUUGGAAGUACUUAUCUGUGUGAGCAGUUAUUUACAAUUAUGAAAGGAAAUAAGUCUCCGGUCAGAUCCAGAAUUAGUGAUGUUCACCUUGGGUCAGUUUUGAAAGUAAUCACUGCGAACAAGAUUUCCCCUGAAGUAGGGAAGAUAGUAGCAGAGAAAAGAUGCCAAGUGUCAGGAAGAAAACAUUAA